CUUUCGAAUUGUCCGCCAAAUUGGACGCUUCACGUGUCCGUAAUUUUCGAUCCACCCACGGGAGCAGGCGAAACAACAACAAGAGCACAGAAACUGUCAAAAAAAAUAGCUACCCACACACCUUGUGCCAUUCGCUGAAGUUGCUGUUUUGGGCGAAAAGAUCCUCGCAAAAAGUGCGCAAAAGUGAAGAAAAUCGGAGGCGAAAACCCAAAGCGAACUCUUAAUUGUCUGGAGGAGGAUCAGAACUGCCACCCAAAUGGGGCAGAGCAGCAAGUCCGGAAGCGCCGUAGGCGGCGGGGGCGGAGGCGGAGGCGGAGGAGGCGUGGUCUGCCCCUCCACGGCGAUCAGUGGCUGUGCCUCCGGAACGGCGCUCAUCCAACUGGAUGCCACUGCUCCAGGAGCCGCCGGAGCUGGGGAGUCGGAGCAUGAACGCGGCACUUGGACGGGUCGCUUCGAUUUCCUGCUCUCGCUGCUAGGAUACUCAGUGGGCCUGGGCAAUGUGUGGCGGUUUCCCUACCUGUGCUACAACAACGGAGGAGGAGCCUUCCUCAUCCCCUUCACCAUAAUGCUGGUGAUUGCCGGACUGCCGCUGAUGUUCAUGGAGCUCUCCUUUGGCCAGUACGCCGCUCUGGGUCCCGUGGCCGUUUACCGCAGGUUCUGCCCACUAUUCCGGGGACUGGGAACCGGCAUGAUCCUGGUGUCCGCCAUAGUGAUGCUCUACUACAACCUGAUCAUCGCCUGGACCAUCUUCUACAUGUUCGCCUCGUUUGCGCCGGUGCUGCCCUGGCAGAAUUGCGAGCCGGCCUGGAGCACUAAAUAUUGCUUCUCGUACGCCCAGGCGGACCAGUGCGAGGCCACCAAUGGCACCUACUACCUGCGCACCUGCCACAACGCCACCUCCGCGGCGGAGAACAACAUCACCGCCCUGGCGCUCGGCGCCCUGAAGCGUCCACCAGCCGAGGAGUACUUCAACAACUUCGUGCUCGGCCUGUCCAAGGGCAUCGAGGAGACGGGCAGCAUUAAGCUGUCACUGGCCGCCUGCCUCUUCCUGGCGUGGACGAUAGUGUUCCUGUGCCUGUGCAAGGGCGUCCAGUCGUCCGGCAAGGUGGUCUACUUCACGGCCCUCUUCCCCUACGUCGUCCUGGUGAUACUCUUCGUCCGGGGAGUCACGCUGCCGGGUGCGAGCACGGGCAUUAUCUUCUACCUGACGCCCGACUGGAAGCAGCUGGCCAACGCCCAGGUCUGGGGCGAUGCUGCGGUCCAGAUAUUCUUCGCAUUGAGCCCGGCCUGGGGCGGCUUAAUCACGCUCUCGUCCUACAACAAGUUCUCCAACAACUGCUACAAGGACUCGCUGAUCGUGGCCUUCUGCAACAUAGCCACCUCCUUCUUCGCCGGCCUGGUGAUCUUCUCCAUCAUUGGGUUCCUGGCCCACGAGCUGAACGUCGAUGUGGAGAAGGUGGUGGACCAGGGCGCGGGUCUGGCCUUCAUUGUCUAUCCGGAGGUGGUCACCCGGCUGCCCAUCUCGCCCGUUUGGGCCGUUCUGUUCUUCGUGAUGCUGCUGACCCUGGGACUGGACUCCCAGUUCGCUCUGAUGGAGACGGUGACCACGGCGAUUCUGGACAGGUUCCCCAACCUGAGGCAGUACAAGAUCUGGGUGGUCCUGUCGGUGGCCAUUUUCGGUUACAUCGGCGGCCUGGGCUUCACCACCAAUAGCGGCAUGUACUGGCUGCAACUGAUGGACAAAUAUGCUGCCAACUGGUCCGUGCUGCUGAUUGCCAUCUCCGAGUGCAUCCUGAUUGCCUGGAUCUAUGGAUCCCAGCGGUUCCUCAACGACAUUCAGGGCAUGAUUGGCAAGCGAUCCUGGUUCUGGAAUUUCUUCUGGGGCAUCAUGUGGCGCUACAUCACGCCAGCCACCCUCUUGUUCAUAUUGUUCUUCAACUGGGUGGAGUACAAGCCGGCCAAGUAUGGUCACUAUGUCUACCCCAUGUGGGCGGAUGCAGUGGGCUGGAUCGUGGGGCUGCUGCCCGUGCUGGUCAUCUUUCUGGUGGCCUUCCAGGAGAUUUGGCGGGCGCCCAAGAGCCUCAGCUUCCGGGAACGCAUCAAGCACCUGCUGCAGCCCACCGCCGAGUGGGGACCAGCGGGCAGACCCUGUGUCAACCUGCACGCCGAGCGGUACCAGAGCCAGAACUACGACGGCGUGACCAACACCAAGAUCCUCAUCGAGGAGGAGGCCUCGCCCAAGCAGGCGGCGGCCAAGAAGGACAGGCAGCUGACCCUCGACGUGGACGUGGAUGUCGAGUGCCUGCCCCUGGCGACUGUGGGCAAGCGGCCAGGUGCUCCAAAGUCAAUGGGCAAGCAGGGCAGCAGCGGCAACCUGCAGACGAAUGCCAAGAACGGCACCCACAAGUCGCCAACCACCGAAAUCAGCCCCAGCAAGCAGCCUCUUAUUCCGGCCGAAAAGGACAAUAAGUCGGCCACCACAAAGGUCCUGGCCGCCGGAACGCAGAACAGCGGACGCGAGUGCACCACCAUGUCCACUUUCGCGGGCGGCGGGGAGAAGAAGCCAACCAAAGUCAAUUCGGGCGCAGUAGCCACAACUGCUGCAGCCACGCUGGCCAGCAGCAACACCACGACAUCAGCAACUGUUGCUGCUGCCACCAAAUCACCGCCUCCAGCUGGUGUGGCAGUUUCCACUUCAGUGGGUGUGGCUGCCACAGGGGCAACUGUUGCUGCUGCGGCAAAUGGCAAAGCUAGCAUUGCUGCUGGCAAAGCCACACUGAAAACGACAAUAUCAUCAGGUGCUGCUGCUCCUACUGCUGCUGCUGCUGCUGGUGGCAACAAAGCAGCCAGUGUUGCAACUGCAACAGCAUCAGUCGCCGCUGGCAAAACGCCUGCGGCAGCAAUGGCUUCGAAUGUGGCAGCUUCGGUUAAAGUGUCGCAAACGGAAAAGACGGCUCCACUUAAGACCACAAUAUCGGCCAGUAUUGCUGCUGCUCCAGGCGGCACAAAAGCGUCAACGGCACCUGGUAUUGCAACUGCAACAGUGAUCAGUGUCUCGCCAGGAGCUGCUCCAGUGGCUGGAGCCUCAAAAGCCGCCGCUCCACUCAAAGCCGGGGCUGGUGCUGCAGCUGCGGUUAAUGCAGCACAGGCCGCAAAAAUCACACCAGCUGCCGCUCCAUCGGCACUUGUUGCUACUGCGCCGCCAGCCAAGUCCACAUCAGCAUCGGUGGCGAAGACAAAUACCAACGCUGGCAGCAAGCCAGCGGCCGCAUCAACUGCACUCAAGUCGGAUGGCCCAGCUGCAGCAGCAAGUGUUGGUGUGACGAACGGAAAGGUCACGCCGAGUGGAGGAGUCACAGCAAGUGCACAGCCAGCGGUUAACCAAAAAGCGACAGCAGCAGCAACCCAAAAGUCGCAAGUGGAAACUGCAACGGCAACGCCAGCAAAAACUGCCUUGAAUCAAAAGCCGAUUGCCCCAUCAGCGGGAAGUGGCAAGGUGGCCACGUCGGGUCCAGCCGAACUGUCCAGCAGCCGGAGCACGGAUAAUCCACCGGCUGCAAAGGGCGCGGCCAGCAGCAGCAUGUCGGCCAAGUCCGCGAAGGCCGCCAGGACACAGGCGAACGAAACCAGCCCCACGAAGACAGCAGGGAAGCCCCUUAAGGCCGGCUCCACCAGUCCCACUAAAGCGGUGGCCAAACCAGGAGCAGCUGCAGCCAAGACUGCAGCGACAUCUGCUGCAACAGCGACUGCUGCGGGCAGCAGCAGCAGCAGCGGCAAGAAGGCGGCCACGUCUACAGCUGCAACACUGGGCAGCCAGGCGAAGACGAAAGGCAAUGCAACCGGAGCGGGAACUAAGAAGUAAUAGCCAGAGCGUACCAGGUAGGAUCUGUGUGCCGAGGUCGAGGUCAACGCAUACGUGUUGUUCCCAAUAUCGAAAACUAUUUUUAUAAGUAUA
Drosophila erecta is the source of this 3955-nucleotide messenger RNA. It is a transcript of the gene GlyT, whose product is annotated as sodium- and chloride-dependent glycine transporter 1. The record is from RefSeq and is a predicted model, not a curated record. Gene Ontology annotation, biological process: sodium ion transmembrane transport. NCBI's taxonomy places the organism in Eukaryota, Metazoa, Arthropoda, Insecta, Diptera, Drosophilidae. The transcript has 9 exons. The coding region runs from base 257 to 3862 and encodes 1201 amino acids. Gene Ontology annotation, cellular component: membrane.